Microdochium trichocladiopsis is the source of this 1408-nucleotide messenger RNA. RefSeq lists its product as uncharacterized. Lineage: Eukaryota; Fungi; Ascomycota; Sordariomycetes; Xylariales; Microdochiaceae. The record is from RefSeq and is a predicted model, not a curated record. The coding region runs from base 191 to 1408 and encodes 405 amino acids. The transcript is spliced from 2 exons.
CUAAAAGUGGGGUUCUUCGGGCUACGCGAAGACUCAAACCGACGCAUUGACGCGACCUCGAUGCGUGUUAUCUUACGCAAUACGCAGUUCUCAGACGGGUUCGCUUGACACCAUCACAGUGCUGAACACAGUCCAUCUCGCGUCACGUCGACCAGUCUCGUUUCUUGUGCACCACUUUGCACCUUCUGUGAUGAUGGAACCACAGGCUCCAGCACCAGACUAUUCAGCGGCAGCCAAACGAUUUGGCUUGUUCCCUCCGAGCAAGCUCAAGCUCACGCGACCUCGAAAAAGCUCGCAGGAUGCGUACGUCACCGCGAAACGAGAUGCUGAACGACUGAGCAGGCAAGACGAGGUGACAGAAAGCGCUCAGCGACUUCUCAAUGCCAUCAUGCUGCACCAUGGUGGCAUCACAACGUGGUUGCUUUUCCACCGAGUCCAGUCUGCUUGUGCCACUGAAUCAUUCCAUCUCACCAACAAAGCCGAAUGUAAGGCCGAUAUCGAGUGCCAGCUUCAAGCGAGCACCAGAGAUCAGAUUGCGUUUGCGCGAGCGCUCAAGGACCACAUCAAAUCAAACCGAGAUCUAUCCAUACGGCUGGCCAACAGUGGAAAAUCCUACUACCAGAACCGAAAAUCCAAAAAGCAAAAGAAUCCUGACACCUCGGCUGGAGUAGAACGACCGACCGAAGCCAAUGUUCACGAUGAUACCGAGAGUCUUAUUGACAGCCCCAACCACAGGGCUAACGGCGGCGAGACCGAAGUCGACAGCGACAUGGGCACAGGCAGCUGUAGCGACGGCGGCGGUGUUGGCGAAGACGCCAGCGAAAGCGAUACCAAUAGCGAGAUCGACAGAUCAACUACCAAUGGUCCAAUGCCGACUAACAAUUUUGGGAAGCCGACGAUGAAAAAGGCUAGCGAACUGCUUAAAGGCUUGCUCCAGGAAGCGAUUCGUCGAAUCCCGUCAUCGAACAACGACGGAACUUACCUUGCGGCGUGGUCACUGCACUUCCCUCAGUCUGAGGAGCGGGGUUACUUUUGCUGCAUCUCGAGCUUAGAAAUGGCUGGCAUUAAAGCGUUGGAAGUAUUCCACUUAUUGUUUGGUGUCACUGUUGAGGAUGAAGACGGGGUACGGGGCGCCGUCAUUCCGACUGGUGUUAAGAUGAUCCCACAACCGAAAACACUUUACACCUGCUGCGACUACACGCUGCUUGAGAAGGUCUUCGCUGGCGACCUCCUUGAUGCGGUCACUCAAAGUCCGGGAUACAAGGACGAGCGCGAGCAGUGCCUGCCAAAAACCAUGACUGUGUCUGCCACAUUGAGCAACAAUCCGUCAGAUCCCUUGGUAUUGAACUCUACAUUUGACCUAUUGGCAGGCCUCCGGCUUAAGGAACGACUCUGGGGAACUGAUUAG